Molecule: messenger RNA, 775 nt
Organism: Telopea speciosissima
Lineage: Eukaryota; Viridiplantae; Streptophyta; Magnoliopsida; Proteales; Proteaceae
Product: protein CHLORORESPIRATORY REDUCTION 6, chloroplastic-like
Exons: 4
Coding region: 23-775 (250 amino acids)
Biological process (GO): NAD(P)H dehydrogenase complex assembly
Cellular component (GO): chloroplast
Source: RefSeq, a predicted model, not a curated record
UAGAGUUGCUUGGUACUUCUCAAUGGCUGCCACCCAAACCUUCUUUCCACUUCUUCCUUCUUUGAAACAGAACUUCCCCUCCCUUACUCCAUGGUUUUCCUGCAAACCCAUUUCGAGUUCAAUCACUUGUCUUCCAUCUUCUCACUUGGGUCGACGGCAGGAAGUUGUGGUCUCUGUUGCAUUCAAUCCAUCUGGGAAUUUCGACCUGUCCCUCCAUGAUGAUGAUGAAGAUGAUACCCCUACAGUUCCACCUCCAAUUCCCCCAACAGAAGGGCGAUUGGAGAUAGUUGUCGAUAAUGAUAUCAUUCGACGCCUUGAUUUAUCACCCAUUCACACAGCUGAUGAAAUUAUUUCAAUUUCAUCAGAGCCAAAAGUGCUUCUUGAGCGAACUGUCGGUUUUACCAUAAACUAUACAAGAGAAGAUCCUCAUGAUCUUCGAGAACUAUCUGAAAUUCCAGAUAUAAGACUAUGGUUCUUGAGGCUUGAUGCUGCCUACCCAUGGCUACCUGUUGUAUUGGACUGGCGUGCUGGAGAGCUUGCUCGUUAUGCAGCUAUGUUGGUUCCUCACCAGAUAAGCAUGAAAAUGGGUAUUGUGUUCAAUCCAGAGGCCUUGGAAUUGUUUGUCAUGAAGAAAGUAUUUGUUGUGUACUCUUGGUUGAAGCAAAAUAAAGUUUCAAGACCCAAGUUGAAGACAACCGACAUGGCUAGAAUGCUUGGAUUUGGUAUAGGAGAUGAACUAUUUGAUUUGAUAGACUCACACCCUAUACAAUUAUAA